AUGAGCAGCAAUGUCUCCUCCGCUCCCGACUUUGAAGCCGUUGCGGCUUCGGUUCCUGUCAGCAUAGACUAUGUACAGUACUCGCUGGACAAAGAGCCGGAAUACCUCCCACAGAUCCGCGAGCUCAUAACCAAGGAUCUCUCUGAGCCCUACAGCAUCUAUGUGUAUCGAUACUUUCUCUACCAAUGGCCCGAAUUAUGUUUCAUGGCGGUGGACACAAACAACAACGACAAGCUCGCUGGAGUGGUGAUUUGCAAACUGGAACCACAUAGAGGAGGACCUCUGCGAGGAUACAUCGCCAUGCUGGCGACCAAGGAUACGUUCCGUGGGCAGGGCAUCGCAACAACGUUGGUCAGCAUGGCCAUCGAUCUGAUGAUCGAGAAAGACGCCGACGAAAUCGCCCUGGAGACCGAAGAGACAAAUACUGCGGCCAUGAAACUUUACGAACGCUUAGGGUUUCUAAGGAGCAAGAAGCUACACCGGUAUUAUUUGAAUGGCAAUAGCGCCUACAGACUGCUUCUCUACCUGAAGGAGGGAGUCGGGAGCAUCCCGGUCGACAUGGGCCUGGAGGGCUACGACCUGCCCAGUCCAGUCCAAGAUGAGUUCCGCAGUCGGAAUAGGGAUCCGCAGGACGUCUUUAGCCAAGGAAUCAUCUAA
Molecule: messenger RNA, 657 nt
Organism: Exophiala spinifera
Lineage: Eukaryota; Fungi; Ascomycota; Eurotiomycetes; Chaetothyriales; Herpotrichiellaceae
Exons: 1
Coding region: 1-657 (218 amino acids)
Biological process (GO): N-terminal peptidyl-methionine acetylation
Cellular component (GO): NatC complex
Molecular function (GO): protein-N-terminal amino-acid acetyltransferase activity
Source: RefSeq, a predicted model, not a curated record